Messenger RNA from Xenopus tropicalis (tropical clawed frog), 1233 nucleotides. RefSeq names its product immediate early response 5-like (gene ier5l). NCBI's taxonomy places the organism in Eukaryota, Metazoa, Chordata, Amphibia, Anura, Pipidae. The record is from RefSeq and is marked provisional.
GGCAGAGGCACAGAGCGGUAGGGACGCUACAGAGGCGCCUGAGCCUGGAGCUCCACUUCCCGGUGUAGAGCGAUCACCCCCCCGGAGCAGGAGGCUGCUGGAGGCCGGUACAGCAUGGAGUGCGCCCUGGACGCGCAGAGUCUGAUCAGCUUAUCCCUACGUAAGAUCCACAGUUCCCGCACUCAGAGAGGUGGCAUCAAGCUGCACAAAAACCUGCUGGUGUCCUACGUGCUGCGCAACGCCCGACAGCUCUACCUGAGUGAGCGCUACGCCGAGCUCUACCGCCGCCAGCCCUUCCCGCAGCCCAUGGAAGAGUGCGGCGCCUGUGACGAGCCGGACAUCCCGGAGCUGAGCCCCUUACAGAUCCCGGAGGAAGGAGAGGACGAGAUGCACCAACUGCCCAGGAUACAGAACGGAGCCGAACUGCUGGAACCGCUAAGUUCCGAGGAACCGCUGGAGCUGCCACCCUGUGCGCACAGCCCGCACCCGGCCAAGGAUCCCCACUCCGGCUUCUACUCUCCUGCCCCUUCCCGGGGCUUUUGCUCCUCCGGGGACAGCGGGGGCCUUGGGCUGCCCCAAUGCAGUCACACCACCGUGUUGGACUUGGACACUCACGUUGUGACCACGGUGGAGAGUGGCUACUUGCACCAGGACUGUCCGUGCCAAGGCGCACCGCGCCCUGCGCUCCUCACCGCGCCUCCCAAGCGCAAAUACGCCCCGGCGGGGUACAGCUACAGCGGCCAUGGGGUGGCGGAGGAAGAGGAGGACGUGGAGCCCCACUUUGUGCCCUGCAAGCGGGGCAGAUAUGAGGACUUUUGCCCGCAGCCUUUGGGGGAACCCACGGACUCUAACAACAUUUCCAACCUGAUCUCCAUCUUCGGCUCCGGCUUCUCGGGGCUCAUGAGCCGGCAGAGCGAAGCGGAACAGAGCCUGAACGGACACUUGUGCGGGAAACAGGCGCUGGCGAGCCUGGGAGCCUGGACUAGAGCCAUUGUGGCUUUCUAGCACCCCCUAAUACCCCUCAACUGACCCUCUCCUCCGUAUCAACAACACCCCCACAGGGAAAGACUUUUUUUAUCAAGAAGAGGGAUUGGGGGGGGGGCACUGAAUUCAGGACUUGAAUAGAAAUCACAAAAAGACAAUGUUUUAUAGAGAAAAAAGUGUACAAAAUUCUACAAAUGUUUGGACUUUAUUUUUGCAAAGAAAGAAAAAAAGCACCUAUUUAAUUGAAAA